CCGCGAGCACGGCGAGGCGGCGAGCGCACCGAGCACGAGUUGUGAGCAUUUGUGAGGUUGUGACCCAACCGAGUGCAGUCUUUAGCGAAAGGCUCGUGGAGUUAGUAAAUCGGGCUUUGCGUGGAGAAGCAUGCUGUAGUGUGAUCGUCGUUCAGAUCGGCUACCAUUCCACUUGCUCUUGAAGUUAACGCGCCUUGAACCGAAAUGAGCACUAAGGAGUCCGUCCUCCCCUACCUGCCAUGGCUUGGCACAGCAGCUGCAUUAGGCUUUGCCUUCCUCGCCUACAGGUCAUAUGGCAAGGCAAAGGGACGUGUUAACUUGCAAAUCGACAUGACUAACCCCAAAAUUGUGAAUUCUGUCGACAUUGAGGACAUUGGAAAUAAAGCAGUCUUCUGCCGUUGUUGGAAGUCCAAGAAGUUUCCCUAUUGUGAUGGAUCGCACAACAAACACAAUGAAGAAUGUGGUGACAAUGUUGGUCCUUUAAUUGUCAAACGAAAGGACGCCUAAAGGUACUAGCAGGCCAACGUCAAAAACCUAUUAGAACGUUUUCCUGCUUGCUUGGGAGCUAUUAGUUUGAAAUAAAUUUCAUUGCGACUGUG
Messenger RNA from Rhipicephalus sanguineus (brown dog tick), 599 nucleotides. RefSeq names its product CDGSH iron-sulfur domain-containing protein 1 (gene Cisd2). The coding region runs from base 205 to 507 and encodes 100 amino acids. Gene Ontology annotation, molecular function: 2 iron, 2 sulfur cluster binding. Gene Ontology annotation, biological process: regulation of autophagy. The record is from RefSeq and is a predicted model, not a curated record. The transcript has 3 exons. Lineage: Eukaryota; Metazoa; Arthropoda; Arachnida; Ixodida; Ixodidae. Gene Ontology annotation, cellular component: mitochondrial outer membrane; intracellular membrane-bounded organelle.